This is a messenger RNA of Macadamia integrifolia, 1397 nucleotides long. Its product is annotated as protein SULFUR DEFICIENCY-INDUCED 1-like. The transcript has 4 exons. Gene Ontology annotation, molecular function: protein binding. The coding region runs from base 216 to 1118 and encodes 300 amino acids. The record is from RefSeq and is a predicted model, not a curated record. Lineage: Eukaryota; Viridiplantae; Streptophyta; Magnoliopsida; Proteales; Proteaceae.
UUUCAUCGUCUCCCUUUUCGUGCCUGUCUCCCUCUCUGCUAAAGCUUUCAUCAUCUCUUAUCUUUCUCACUUGUUAGUCUUCCCCCUUCGAUCCUUCCUUUGAUGACGAUGUCAGUGUAAGAGAAAGAGAUAGAGAGAAAGUUAAUAGAGAACCCAGAAAGAGAAACAGAGAAAAGAGAGAAAGAGAGAGAGAUAUUAAAGGCUAAACAGAGAAAAUGCAAGGAGGAGGAGGGAAUAGGAAGACGACGAGCCCGAGAAGAGGAGAAAAGGAGCCUUUCCAUGUUAUCCACAAGGUUCCUUCGGGCGAUAGUCCUUAUGUUCGAGCUAAGUAUGUUCAGCUGGUUCUAAAGGACCCAGAAGCGGCUAUAGUUUUGUUCUGGAAGGCAAUUAAUGCAGGAGAUAGAGUAGAUAGUGCUCUCAAGGACAUGGCUGUGGUGAUGAAGCAGCAAGACAGAGCUGAAGAAGCAAUUGAAGCCAUUAAAUCCUUUAGGGAUCGUUGCUCUAAACAAGCCCAAGAAUCACUAGAUAAUGUCCUUAUUGACCUAUAUAAGAAAUGUGGAAGAACAGAUGAGCAGAUUGAGUUGUUAAAGCAGAAGCUCAGAAUGAUAUACGAAGGGGAGGCCUUCAAUGGAAAGCCCACCAAGACAGCUCGCUCCCAUGGGAAGAAGUUCCAGGUUUCUAUCAAGCAAGAGACUUCCAGGAUACUGGGUAAUCUGGGUUGGGCCUAUAUGCAACAAACGAACUAUGUGGCUGCAGAGGUGGUAUACAGAAAAGCACAGUUGAUCGACCCUGACGCAAACAAAGCCUGCAACUUGGGGCUAUGCCUAAUGAAGCAGGCGAGAUACGAUGAAGCCAGGUCUGUUCUUGAAGAUGUCCUGCAAGUUAGGAUUAUGGGUUCAGACGAGUUAAAGUCGAGAAAUCGUGCAGAGGAAUUGAUGCAAGAGUUGGAAUCGCUAGAGUCAACUGAUUUCUUAUCGACUCAAUUGGGUCAUCAGAAUCUAGAAGAAGUCUUCGUGGAAGGGCUUGAUCAGCUUUUGAGCAAAUGGACUCCUUUAAGAUCCAAGAGACUGCCCAUCUUUGAAGAGAUUUCUCAAUUUAGGGAUCAAGUAGCUUGUUAGAGUCUGGAAUAUAUAUAUAUAUAUAUAUUAUUUUUUUUUUCAGAAAGAAUGUGGGUCUAGUAGAUUAGAUUGAUUGCCAAGGAAGGCAAAGGGUUUUACCAACAAAUAAGGAAAAUUAUUGAGAUAGGCAGAUAUGGGUAGAUUGUAAAUAGUGUCAAAUAAUAAUGGGGCAUGUGAAUGUUUUAAUUCUCUCAUAGGUUGGUUGGUGAUCAUGGUAUCCUUGGUUCUUCUCGCAAGAACUUGAACAAUAAAGCUGGUAGUUAUAGCUGCUUUGUCUCU